CUUGCAGGGUGCGGCUAUGCCACGCUUAUUUCAGCCCUUGACUCCGAUGAUACGGGCACCUUGAGUAUACUCAACGGCCUUUUCAAGUUGCCCAAUGACAUGGUUCAGGCUGCCUUCGGAGGCAUUUCAGGAUCGAAGAGUAGCGAAGGAAGUGGAAAUCGCGUUCCUGGUGUGGGUACCGGAGCUGCCCUCGGAUCCGAAGAGUGCUUGGCUAGGUGCGGCAUGGGAAAGCGCUAG
Messenger RNA from Colletotrichum costaricense, 237 nucleotides. Its product is annotated as spherulin-1A. The annotation marks the transcript as partial. NCBI's taxonomy places the organism in Eukaryota, Fungi, Ascomycota, Sordariomycetes, Glomerellales, Glomerellaceae. The transcript has a single exon. The record is from RefSeq and is a predicted model, not a curated record.